Molecule: messenger RNA, 1037 nt
Organism: Ctenocephalides felis (cat flea)
Lineage: Eukaryota; Metazoa; Arthropoda; Insecta; Siphonaptera; Pulicidae
Gene: Gnpnat
Product: probable glucosamine 6-phosphate N-acetyltransferase
Exons: 1
Coding region: 134-745 (203 amino acids)
Biological process (GO): UDP-N-acetylglucosamine biosynthetic process
Cellular component (GO): Golgi apparatus; endoplasmic reticulum; endoplasmic reticulum-Golgi intermediate compartment
Molecular function (GO): glucosamine 6-phosphate N-acetyltransferase activity; monosaccharide binding
Source: RefSeq, a predicted model, not a curated record
UUUAUACGUUUAUACGUUUAUGACGUGUGGCUCGUGUUUUCUAAUAUGUGAUACGUGUCGGCCUUUACAGUAUUGAAAUAUCUUUAUAUCGAAAUUUACAAUUAAUACUAACAAGUUCUGACAAUUUUAACGAAUGAUGGGUGUACCGGUUAUUAUACAGAAGGAUUAUCCUUUAUACAAUCCUGAGAUUUUGAAGAAAUUGAAUUUUUCGGAAUCGCCUGCUAAAUUUAACGGUUCUAUCUCAUCAUUGAAUCCUGGUGAACCCUGGUUAUGUGUUCGUCCACUAAGGCCUUCUGACUAUCAUCGCGGUUUUCUUGAACUAUUAGCUCAAUUAACAGAUACUGCUAAAGUUUCACAAGAGCGAUUUAAUGCCAGAUUCGAGCAAAUGUACCAUAGUGGAGGAUAUUAUGUUACUGUGAUCGAAGACACAAGAUCCAAUCAAAUAAUUGGUUCAGCUACUUUAGUUGUAGAGCAGAAGUUCAUCCAUGGAUGCUCUUGGAAAGGGAGAUUAGAGGAUGUUGUGGUUAAUGACACUUACAGAGGAAAGCAACUAGGAAAAUUAAUAGUGGUGACCGUUUCUUUACUAGCAAAGGAACUGGGCUGCUAUAAGAUGUCUUUGGAUUGCAAAGAUAAGUUAAUACCAUUUUACGAAUCUUUGGGUUAUCGUUUAGAACCUGGAAAUGCAAACGCUAUGAACAUUCGAUAUGAUCAAGCUGCAAGCAAAAGUUCAGCUAAUUCUUCCUGACAAUUAGCAGACCGAGUUUCCAAAACACGAGCAAAACUAUAACACGUUAGCUCUGGAAAUUCUGGUCUACCACCUACUGAAAAAUCUUGCCAAGAACUAUAUAUUCAAGAGAAAAAGGCAGAGGCGAAAUCAAAUAUAUAUUUAUGUAUUGUCAUAUUAUUCUUAAGUUCUCUGCCCUGGUUGGGUACAUAAUUUGCUCAUUGCAAUUUAAUUUUAAGACUUUAAUAUAUUUAAUUUAAAAAUGUAAUAAAUCAAAUAUUAGUACAUUUAUAAUCAUAUAGUUGUUAAAAUU